AUCCCAAAACGGACAAGAGAGAAACUCCAUGAGCAUGGAUACAAGCCUGCAAGCCAUCAUUGGUCAGCUCCCUCAACUUCACUCUCCGGCUGCUUUAAUUAAACAGCAACCAGCGACUUUUAUCUUGGCAGGCAACACCAAUAGUUUGAUUACAUAUAUGUCAUGUAUGUAUACCAUGGGGUAUCCUACACCAAGAAGAACACAUACUCAUGGCAAAAGCACCCAUGGACACGCUUCAACUAGCCUGCAUCCAGAUAGCCAUAGCCUUGCUCUUGCUUACUCAAGCCAAGAGCACCACAGAGGACACAUCUGCCCUGCAUCCAAACGCUACAAUCACCAGUUGUAUUGCUGGCGAGAGGUCUUCCCUUCUCGCCUUCAGGGCAGGUCUAUCAGACCCUACCAACCUCCUUCCAUCAUGGAAGGGUGAUGACUGCUGCCGAUGGAAGGGCGUCUACUGCAGCAACAGAACCGGCCAUGUUGUCAAGCUCGAUCUCGGAGGCUGUGAUGAAGGCUGGCAGAUGCUAGCAGGCAACAUAAACUCCUCGUUGCUUGGUUUACAACAUCUACGGUAUCUCGACCUCAGCUGCAACAGGUUUGACAAGAUACAGAUACCGGAGUUCAUGGGUUCUUUCCAUCAGCUGAGAUAUCUCGACCUAUCGUGGUCACAGUUCAUUGGAAGGAUACCACCGCAGCUGGGUAAUCUCUCCAACUUACAGUACCUAAAUCUUGACACCUACUCAUACGUGAGUGUUGAUUCUUCUUUCCAUAGAGGCACAUAUUCCACCGAUAUCACCUGGUUGUCACGGUUAACUUCCCUUGAGCACCUGGAUAUGACUGGGGUGAACCUCAGUACAAUUAUUCACUGGCUUCCGGUGGUGAACAUGCUUCCUACUCUGAAAUUUCUUCGUCUUUUCGCUUGCCAACUUAGAACCUGCCCUGAUUCUCUUCAGCUCUCAAAUCUGACAUCUCUUGAAAUACUUGACCUUUCGGAAAACCACUUCCAUAAGCAUAGCAGGCCCAACUGGUUCUGGGAUUUAACUAGCCUCAAGUAUCUAGAUCUCUCGGGAAAUGGUUUCUAUGGCUCGUUCCCAGACGAGAUAGGUAAUAUGACAGCAAUUGUGGAGCUUGAUUUCAUAGACAAUAACCUUGUGGGCAUGAUACCUUCCAGUAUGAAGAACCUAUGUAAUUUGGAGAAAUUGGCUUCUGCCGGGAACAAUAUGAACGGGAGUAUAACAGAAUUAUUCCAUCGAUUACCCAAUUGUUCAUGGAAUAAACUACAAGACUUGUUUCUAAUGGAGAGUAAUCUAGCUGGAAGCCUGCCAUCUACACCGGUACAAACAUUAAGCAACCUGAGCCAGCUGAAUCUCGCUAAUAACAGCCUCACUGGUCAAGUGCCACUGUGGAUAGGAGAGCUCACAAAACUAAAAAGUUUGGUCCUUAUCUCCAACAACCUGGAUGGCGUCAUCCAUGAAGGCCAUUUAUCACGUCUUGAGAAUUUAAAGGAACUUGUAUUGUCAGACAAUUCCAUAGCCAUCAGAGUGAGUCCAAAAUGGGUUCCUCCUUUUAGUCUGGAAUAUAUUCACCUUCGUUCCUGUCAGCUAGGGCCCAAGUUUCCAACGUGGCUUAGAUGGCAAACACAUGCAAUUAGUCUUGAUAUAUCAAACACAAGCAUAAGUGACAUGAUACCGGAUUGGUUUUGGAUAUCAGCUUCCUCAGUAAAGUUUCUGAAUAUCCAAAAUAAUCAGAUCACAGGAGUCCUACCAUCAACAAUGGAAUUUAUAUCCGGAAAAGAAAUGGAUUUCAGUUCUAACCAGCUUGGUGGUCCAGUACCUAAGCUUCCCAUCAAUAUAACCGGCCUAGAUCUCAGUCAAAACAAUUUAGUUGGCCCACUACCAUUAGACUUUGGAGCACCAAGACUUGAAACACUUCUUCUAUAUAACAAUAUGAUCUCCGGCGCCAUUCCAUCUUCUUUUUGCAAGUUGCGAUCAUUGCAGUUGUUAGAUCUAUCAGGAAAUAAUCUCAAUGGGUCAAUUACUAAUUGCCUAGUCAAUGAGUCCAACACAAACAUGGCAGGUCUGAGUAUCACUAAUCUAAGCUUAAGAAACAACAACCUCUCAGGUGCAUUUCCUUUGCUGCUGCAGAAAUGUACACGACUCAUCUUUCUUGAUCUCAGCAACAAUCAGUUCUCUGGGACUUUUCCAGCAUGGAUUGGGGAGAAGCUAUUGUCUUUGUCAUUCUUACGGUUGAGAUCCAAUAUGUUUUAUGGUCACAUUCCAGUUGAGCUUACAAAGCUUGUUAAUCUGCAAUAUUUGGACCUUGCGUACAACAAUAUAUCAGGGAGCAUACCGAGAUCUAUUAGUAAUUGCACAGGCAUGGCACAAACAAGAGGCAACUCUGAUAAUCUUCAGUAUGCCUUCAAUUAUAUAUCUGGGGUUGAUGACAAUGUACUAGUUGUCUACAGUGAGAAUUUCACAGUACUCACGAAAGGUCAAGAGAGACUAUAUACAGGAGAAAUCAUAUAUAUGGUGAAUCUUGAUUUAUCUUGUAAUAGUAUUACCGGAGAGAUCCCUGCAGAAAUUGGCGCUCUUGUAGCAUUGAAGAACCUGAACUUAUCAUGGAACAACUUCAUCAGAAAAAUCCCUGGGAAUAUUGGCGCCUUAAUUCAAGUGGAGUCACUUGACCUAUCACACAAUGAUUUGUCUGGUGAAAUCCCUUCGAACUUAUCAGCUCUCACGUCACUGAGUCGCUUGAACCUAUCCUACAACAAUCUGAGAGGAAAGAUACCAACAGGAAAUCAACUGCAAACACUCGAAGACCCAGAAUCUAUUUAUAUCGGCAACCCGGGCCUUUGUGGCCCUCCACUAUCGUGGAAUUGUUCAGAGCCUGAGCCAGUUCCAUCUACUCGAGACCGAGAGCACCAGGAAGAUGGAAGCAGUGACAUGGUUUUGCUUUUGUUUGUCAUAGGUUCUGGAUAUGUGAUGGGUCUAUGGGUGGUCUUCUGCACCUUCUUGUUCAAGAGAAGAUGGAGUGCUGCUUGGUACUUGCUCUGUGAUAGCCUGUAUGACCGGGUUUAUCUGCAGGUGGCUGUUACCUGGGCUUCCUUGAGAGGUAAAAUUAAUGGAUAGAAGCUGAGAUGAGAUGAUCAUCAACUGGUUAUUGGUUUGCUCUCAUGUAAUGCUUUUGAGAUUUAUCAUGAAUGUCUCAAUCAAUGUUUAGGUAUUGUACUAGAACUAGUCAGUAUAUGUAUUCAAGGCGCAUUCCAUCGACUGAGAUUGGUAUGCUGUUUUCCGUAUUGUACUAGAACCAGCAUUGGUUCUUGGUUUGAUCUAGACAUGUAAUUUGAUAUACUCUCGAGAUUUAUCAUGAAUGUAUCAAUUGAUAUUCCAGUGUAUUGUACUGGAACAAGUCA
Messenger RNA from Triticum urartu, 3409 nucleotides. Lineage: Eukaryota; Viridiplantae; Streptophyta; Magnoliopsida; Poales; Poaceae. The record is from RefSeq and is a predicted model, not a curated record.